GUGGUGCGGUGGUGUGGACUGGUGCUGACUCAGAAAAGUCGAGUGGUACAACUGGUUGGUGUGGAAGAAGACCCAUGUGUUACAGCCAUGUUUGCAGCCAUGCAAGUCUGCAUGGGAAACAAAUUGGACAUUGUGCUGAGCUCUGAUGUUCACUCAGAGGAGCAAACAAAGGAGUGGUCUGACUUCUACAAGCACCUUAACAUUUCACUUAACACAAACAUGAAGAAGACUCAUCCAUCAUUCCAGGAUGUCUAUGAAGCAGACAUUGUUUAUGGUACAAUUGAUGAUUUUGUGUCUGAUUACAUUCAGCGUGGCAUAGAGGCAAUGGAAACAGGGAACCCUCAGAUGAGUCGUGGAUUCAUCAUUGAAAAACAAAGUCUCAGUGCUCUGCAUGCUCUGGAACUUUCAAGACUCAAAGACAAUGACUCCCUGGUGUUUGCUGCAGAGGUCCUGCAGAACCUCAUGAGUACAUUUCACAGUGAAGAUGUGGGACUGAUACACAUGUUCAUUAAGGCCCUUUUUCAGGUGCUCCACAGCAAUCUAAACAAGGACACGAUCACUGAAAGUAAAAUCAUAAAAAUCUCAAAGAAAAUCGCUGGAAAGGAAUUGCUUUCUAAUGAGGUCUUCAUUUUGACGUUUCUUGAGACUGUCCUACGAGUCUUUACUGAAGAAAUAAAAGAUAUUAAAAACAUGACAUUUCCUGCAGGCACAUCAUGUUUGGAGAUUUUAUUUGCCUGUGUGGAACAAUUUCAAGACUCAAAAAAAGACACUAAAGGAGUUUUUGAGAUGGUUUCAAAUCUUGGAGAACAAAGGCUUUGGUCACAAGUAGAGGCCUUAAAGUUUCUUGAAGCAUUAACUGUCCACCAUCAUGAUAAAGGCUCUACUUCCAUCAUGAAGAUUUUACAUUUGGUGGAAACAUAUCGGGUUUCUUCCAAGUGGAAAGAUAAAAACAACAAAUCUCUCUUUGAGCUCAUAGAUUCAUGCACAACUAAGAAUCUGAUCCAGCAUCUGGAAAAGAGCCUUAAAGAUGAGAAAACUGAAAGCAUUGACAACCUUUUUUAUGAAAUACAGCAGAUGAAAGAAAUUGAUGGACAAACACUGAGUAAAUCAUACAACAUAGUAACUCAUGUAACAAACUUAAUCAAAACUGGUGAAAUUAAAAAUCACACAGAUAUACGGCGAGCUAGGACUCUGAGUCACAGCAUGGAGACUGAGGACCUUCAGGAGAUCCUUGCAGUCUUAUGCAAUGCUGUACACCUCCACAAAGAUGAAAGGAAGUGGUUUCCACGAACCACUCAGAUGAUAAGCUGGUGCCUGUUGGCCUUGUCUGACACUGGGAAGCUCCUGGAGAUGGGAACUGGAGAAGGGAAGUCUUGUGUCAUAGCGAUGUUUGCAGUGCUGCGUGUGCUUAGAGGUGAAAAGGUGGAUGUGGUGUCCAGCUCCUCUGUGUUAUGUCAAAGAGAUGCUGAAGAAUGGUCCAAAUUUUACAAAUACUUUGGCAUUACAGUCGACACAAACACAAAUAAAAAUGAGGAUAAAGAUCGGAAAGAAUGCUAUCAGAAGGACGUGGUCUAUGGAACCAUUGAAGCCUUUGCUGCUGAUCACCUUCGCCAAAUAUUUGAGAUGAAGGAUGUGAGGGCUGAUCGUAACUUUCAGUGCAUCAUUAUCGAUGAAGUGGACUCACUGCUGCUGGAUCAGGGAGUGCAGCUGACAUACCUGUCCAGCCCCAUGGUGUCCAUGCAGCACCUGAACAUUAUUCUCACCAUGAUCUGGAGCCACGUCAGUCAGUAUGGCUUCCUAUCUACAGGACAUCAGACAUUUGUAAGAGGUCCUCCUGCUUCAUUCUUCAAGGCUAUCUAUGACUCAAUGAACACAGAAGACACUGAAAUUAGUGAUCCAAUGGCUAUUUUAACUAUUGCUGAAGAAUCCAACAUUGUGCCAAAAGGAUUUUCAGAAGAUAUCUACAAGAGUGAAAACCAUGAAAUUCUCAGUAAACUGAAAACAGUGAGUCAGGAUGCUAUGGUUGACUUUUUCAAAGAAAUUGAGGACUAUGUCCCUUACGGCUUUACUGUUUACACGCUAGAUGACAAGGGACUGCUCUGUCUUCAAAAGUGCAGUCCAUAUAAUGACCGGGACAUCCCAGAGCUUUCAUUUCUUGUCUUGGAGGAAGGAUUGUGUUGUCCUCUCUAUGAGUCAGAAGAAGUUCUCAUCAAGCCCAUUGCAGAAUUGAUCUCUGAGAGGAUUCAGUACACCCCAUGUGAAAACAAUAAAGACAAAAUCAGCAUUCCUGGAUUCUUGAAGACUCUGGUGGAGAAGAAAGUCUCAGUGUGGGUUCAGAAUGCCUUUCUGGCAAUGUUACUGAAAGAAGGACGAGAAUAUGUCGUAGAAAAUGACAACGUCUGUCCAGUGGACUUCAGAUCCACUGGUAUUGUUGAACUGAAUAAGAAAUGGGGGGAUGGUCUGCAGCAGUUUGUGGAGAUUAAACACCAAGUCAAACUGAGCACAAUUUCAACAGUGACAAACUACAUUUCCAACAUCUCCUUUUUUGAGAAAUACCAGGGGAAAAUAUACGGAACAACAGGAACACUGGGGAGCAAAGCAGACAUUCAGUUUUUGCAGGACCUGUAUCCAAAUCUCUCUGUGUGCAAAAUACCAACAUUCAGCAGGAAGAAGUUAUUUGAGGUCAAAGGUACUCUGAAAAAAACAGCUGAAGAAUGGAAAUCUGAAAUAAAAGAUGUGGUCAUGGCUCAGAUUUCCCCAAAUUCAUACAGAGAUGGAAGAGCAGCAUUGGUGAUCUGUGAAACUAUAAACAAAGCCAAAGAGAUCUACGAAGAGCUGAAGAGCAGCAUCCCAAGUAAAAAACUGAUUCUCUACUGCCACAGUGACAGAGACAGUUUGAGUAAAAUAGACAAGGAGCUUCUUCCUGGUGAUGUCAUUGUUGCCACAAACCUUGCCGGCCGUGGCACAGACAUAAAAGUGUCCCUAAAGGUGAACAAUAAUGGAGGGUUAUUUGUGAUCCUCUCCUUCCUUUCUGAGAACACAAGAGUGGAACUCCAGGCUUUUGGACGAACUGCACGCAAAGGUAAACCUGGAUCUGCUCAGAUAAUCAUUUCCACUGAACACCUGCAGCCAUCUUUCAGCACAGUGUCCUCUCUGGAGGAAGCCAAGAGCACAAGAGACAGACUUGCAGCAGAAAAGAUAAGUCACAUGAUGAACGAUGUUGCUGAGAUGAAACUGCGGGAGGACCUGUUUUCAGAAUACUGUGAAACACUUCAACAUAUUUAUGACACCACUGAUGGAGAUGAGGAAAGAGCUGUUGUUGCCAUCAUGAAUGAGUUCUGGGCGAUUUGGCUGCAAACUAAAUCAGAAGAAAUUGAUCAGUUGAAAAGAAAUGAACUGCAAGUGAGUCUGAAAGCUGAUUUGUCAAAGGCAAAAAGUCAGUCUGAAAGUAAGACUUCACCAUGUUCCAGCAUUUAUCACUACAUCAAGUUUGGAAAUAUUGCACUGGAUGAAAAAAAGUGGGAUAUUGCAGCCAGACUGUUUGAAAAAGCCAUGAAACAGGAUGAAAGCUGGGCAGCUGUAGCUUUUUACAAUCAUGCAUACUGUACUAUACAACAAAAGAAAGCAGAUUACCUCACUAAGGCCAUAGAUGAUCUAAUGAAGGCACAGGAAUCUUUGAAGAUUCUCAGUGAGGAACUAAUAGUCUGUCUUCAGUUUGUAAAAUUGUCCUCUGCAAACUCAGCCAACAGCAACCCAACCAGCCUUGAAAAACAGUUAACAACCAGGUCCACAAUGUAUAGUUAUUUAGACAAAAACAUUACCGAGGCUAUCCAAAAGUUAGAAGAAAUAAGUGAGAAAGGGAGAGAUGGAAUGGCCCCAAAAUCCCCGAUGUUCUCACUAUUUUCAGAUGCUGAUGAAGAUCUCCAAGAUGAAGCUCACAAUCUCUACAGACGAGGUCUGAAAUAUGUAUUUUCUGUGGAAGAAAAACCUCGUUUCUCAUGGGAAGGUCUGCUGGUAUUCUCUCUUGGAGUUUUACAGAUUGUUGGAGGAGCACUGCUCACUGCAAUUACAUUUGGCACCUUUGCUCAAGUUGGAAUGGGACUCAUUAUUGAGGGAAUAUCAGACUGCAUCACUGGUAUUGAGGCCAUGGUGACAGGACAAUUCAGCUGGAAGUCAUGGGCUAUAGACAAAGCCAUUUCUAUUGGUGUCUCUCUCAUUGGGUUCGGAGUUGGAAAACUGAUAUCAAAGGGCUUCAAAUGUUUUAAAACCUUGGUUAAAUUUGGCAAACAGCUUAAGUCAAUGCCACAAUUUCUCUCUAGACAAGCUAAAGAUGGCUUCAGUGCUGUUUUAAAGGCAAAUAUGAAGAAUGCAGUAAAACACACAGCUAAAAAAUUUGCAGAAGAAUUAGUCACCUAUGCACUGGGAAAGGCAGAAGAUGAAAUAAUUAAAAGAAUAUUAGAAGAAAUCAAAAGCAAGGUGAAAGAGAGAACUGAUCACGAAGUGAAAUUAAAAAUAGAAAAAGAGCCUCCAUCUACAUUAGUAGAUCUCAUUAUUCUUUCACAACUUGAGGACAAAAAACAACUUCAUGAUCUCCUGAAUGACGAGAGAAGAAAGAAAGAGCUGCUGGCCGUUUUCAGAGAGUUAAGCAAAACUGCAAUACAGCCAUUCUAUGCAGACCUCAGCUGGCAGAACAAACUGAAUUCAUCCCUCUACAAAGUGAUUGAAAAAGCUAAAUCACACACUGGAAAAAAAGCAAAAGCAAUUCUGACAGUUAUACAAGGUGUCCACAUGGUCACACUGGCAGGAGAAGCCAUCAGUGCAGUGCUCAGCCUGUCAGAAAAGUUCUUUUCAAAUUUUCAUGAACAGCUGAAAAUAUUUAACGAAAAGCAACAAAAAUCAGAGACUGUGAAUGUAAGUGAUCUUUCUGCAGAAGACAUUAAACUGCUGAAAGAAUUCAAGCAGGAUUUAGCCAGCACCAUUAGUACUUUAUUGGCUGAUGCUUUGGUAGAAGUUUUCCACCAGAAGGUCUCCAGUCACAUUGUUUCUAUUGUUAAAGACAAGGCAAAUGGUGUUAUUGGUAAAUAUGUGAGAAAGGGUUUAGAGAGUGACAGAACAGAGGAAAAUCUCAGAGCUGGACAGAACAAAAACUACAUUGCAUACAUGCCAAUAAAACUGAAUUCUAAACACAACUUUGAAGGACAUGCAUGUCAGCGCUCACAAUCACAUGCUGAAAACAUCAAGAACUCCACGACUGCAGGCACCAUCCUUGAUAUCAGAGUCCUGUCAGAAGCCACUGGCACUAAAGUUGUCAUCCUAACAGAGGACAGCAAUGGAAGACUUACGAAAAUGCAAGAGCUGAGCCCAGACACUCGACAUGCCAAUCAAACUGUGACCCUGAUCUACAGACCAAAGAGUGACCAAUACCCCAAUGGCCAUUAUGAUGUGCACAUCAAUAACCAGACAGUGAGCAUAGACAACAAAGGCAAGAGCUGUUUGUUUCAUGCUUUGGCACGUGGAAUGAAACCACAAGCCAGUGAAGAAGAGAUCACUUUGGAAGCAAAUCGUCUUCGAUCUGUGGAGGCUGAUGCUCUCCUCAGACACCCAGGCCAAUGGGAGCCUUUCAUCAAGCGGAAAGAAUUAACUAAAACGAUCAGGGGAGGGGACUGGUACAUGUUAGAGGGAGCUGGACCCAGAAAUGCCAUAAAAGAAAGCAAAAAGUUACGCCAGGAAGAAGUUGGAAAAGUAAUAAAAUACAAACAUUGGCAAAAAUAUGCAAAAAAAAAUAAAGGAACUGGAAAGUUCAUCAAUGCAGAUCACCAGCCACCAGUGAGUAGCAUAUUGAAUGCCAGAAAAUUGAACCAGAAUAGCAGAUUAGCAGAAGCCAUGCUUGAAGUGGCAACAAACUCAUCUCCUCUGGAUCGAAAUCUCAUUUCUAAAGUGGACAGUUCUCAUGGCCGUGAACUUCCAACAGUUUAUGUGCCUGCAGAAGUACAUUAUGAAUUUCCCAGUACAAAAUCACAAGCCUUCAGAGACCUCUUGGCUGCAGCCAUAAGUAAUGAUGAUGUUGUGGGUACUUUCAAGCUGACAAUCCUUGGUUCAAUGCCAAGAUUCUGGUUGGAUAGUAGCAGGAACUUCAAAAACUUUCAGAAACCAAAUAUAAGCAAAAGCAGACUUAAAGAUUUUGAAAAAAGUUUUCCACACCACAGUGAAAAGAUGGUAAAGGAAUGGUCUGACCAGCUUAAAAACAAAGGUGUUAUGACAGAUGACCAUCUAACUACUAUUAAUAAUUGGAUUGUUAACCAGGGCUACAAAGAUCAAAACGAUCCACACAGGAAAGACGUUGCCAACCUCCUCUGAUGAAAAGUUUGCGAGAGAAGAGAAUGUGACUCUUACAAGCAAAUGAAGUACAGUGAAAACCUGGAGAUCUUCCACCUGCCUAAUCAUCAUUAUCAGAUAUCUCUGUGCCUUUGGUUUAAUUUUAACUUAAUUUUUGUGCUUAUCACAGAAAA
Molecule: messenger RNA, 6509 nt
Organism: Haplochromis burtoni (Burton's mouthbrooder)
Lineage: Eukaryota; Metazoa; Chordata; Actinopteri; Cichliformes; Cichlidae
Exons: 2
Coding region: 88-6357 (2089 amino acids)
Biological process (GO): protein import; protein targeting
Cellular component (GO): membrane
Molecular function (GO): protein binding; ABC-type protein transporter activity; ATP binding
Source: RefSeq, a predicted model, not a curated record